Molecule: messenger RNA, 369 nt
Organism: Kickxella alabastrina
Lineage: Eukaryota; Fungi; Kickxellomycota; Kickxellomycetes; Kickxellales; Kickxellaceae
Product: signal recognition particle, SRP9/SRP14 subunit
Exons: 1
Coding region: 1-369 (122 amino acids)
Biological process (GO): SRP-dependent cotranslational protein targeting to membrane
Cellular component (GO): signal recognition particle, endoplasmic reticulum targeting
Molecular function (GO): 7S RNA binding
Source: RefSeq, a predicted model, not a curated record
AUGGUAUAUUGCGACAACUGGGAGACAUUCGAGAAGGCAGCAGCAAGCAUAUACGCCAGCGCCCCCGACGUUGCCCGCUAUACUAUUAAAUACCGCAACUGCGACGCUGCCCUUGUCCUCAAGGUCACCGACAAUGCGACGUGCGUGCAGUUGCGCACGGAGAAGCUCGAUGAUAUCAAGAAGAUAGCUCAUCUUCACCGGAUACUCGCACAGACCACAUCGAAUCGAUCGGCAGCCAUAAAGGAGCUUGCACCAGUUUUCCCCGAGGCCCCCAAAGAGAAGACCAAACCUGCCGCCAGCGCAGGCACUGAGCAGCAGUCAGCGGCGGCACAGGGAAAGAAUAAGGCGCGGGGAAAGAAGAGAAUUUGA